Messenger RNA from Manduca sexta (tobacco hornworm), 3032 nucleotides. RefSeq names its product glycogen-binding subunit 76A (gene Gbs-76A). The record is from RefSeq and is a predicted model, not a curated record. Gene Ontology annotation, cellular component: protein phosphatase type 1 complex. NCBI's taxonomy places the organism in Eukaryota, Metazoa, Arthropoda, Insecta, Lepidoptera, Sphingidae. Gene Ontology annotation, biological process: regulation of glycogen biosynthetic process. Gene Ontology annotation, molecular function: glycogen binding; protein phosphatase 1 binding.
CCGUGUCCUGUCAGUGUCAGUCAGACUUCAUCUUGCGGCGUAUCCUGUCGAGUGGCGAGUGCCGUGCAAGCAUUCCCGCGCAGCCAACCAUACGAGCUAUCGGUCGUGCACUCUCAUAUACACGUUGAUAAACACCGUGUAUUUAUUUAUACCAAGUAAUAAAGAUAAUUAGUGAUGAGUAAUGUGCCUGUGUGAGUGCAUUGCAAUGAGAUGGAUUUACGGACGCAGAUGAACGGUGAUCGCGCAACGUCGCAGUGCGGUCUGACGUCGCUGCUGCCGAUGUCUUGUCGAGGACGCGCCGCGGCAUUCGCGCGCGACCUGCACUCGCGUCUGCGGAACCUCGGCGGAGCUCACGACGAAGACUGUGAGAGCAGCUGGCUCACGCGCGAUCAUCCCAACGCACACCGCCCUACCACUUCCACCGGACAACGGGAUUUGGACACAUUUUAUGACUUCGAACUAGAGUGCGAGAGUCCUUCCAGUCCUGUCGACGAAUACGAUCAUCCCUUUCCCGAACGAUCGCCGUCUGAAGACCAAGAGCCUCCAUUCUAUGAUGUUGAAUCUGAACCUGAUCUCAAAGAACAAGCAAAACUCAUGGUACAACAAAACGAUAAAGCAAAGAAUGGAUUCAGAUUUACUACUGCCUUCUACACGGACUGUACACCCGUAAAAAGUCAACCAGUCCCACGAGAGAAUGGUCAUACGGAAAAACGAUUAUAUUCUGCUAUUACUUUCGAAGGUUGUGCGAGGCAGAACAGUCACGAUGAAGUCGACUGCGCAGCAAGAUCUUCAACCACCCUGAAUAGCUUGCCAACAAAUGUCAGCACGACUUUCGACAGUGAUUCGGAGUUCGAAUCUGCUAAAAGCGAUCCCUUCGAACCCGCCGAGGUAUCACAAUUAGAUAAAGUUGUGGAUGAUGUUACGGAAUGUAUAGAAACCUUAUCACUUACGGAAGUAGAAAUUCCUAUCGAUGAAGAAAUAUCUAAUGCUGUAGUCGAAGAUAAAAUCGACGAGCAGCUCAAGGAACCCGAAAUUAUAACCAGUGAAGAUCUAAUAGAAAAAGAUGUAUCGCCUGCACCGGAAAUAGAACCUUCUCUUUUGAGUGCAGAAAUAACUGAUGGAAAAUCACAAGAAACAGAAGACGACAGGCCUCAACGGGUCCGUCGGUGUUCUUCACUGAAAACAGGGAAGACGCCACCCGGAACACCAGGCCGUAAAAAAAUUGUUCGCUUUGCCGACGUGUUAGGUCUCGAUUUAGCAGAUGUGAAAACAUUUAUGGAUGAAAUUCCCGUCAUACCCAAAUCUGCGUACGACGAUCUCACCGGUUGUGACGUACAGAGUUCUCCCCCGGUGAAGACGCCACCGCGUCUCGGCGGCCUCACACUGGUCCCUCUGUUCCAAUUACCUCGAGAUGUCACCGAUAAACUAGAAUCACAAAACGUCUGCCUCGAGAGCGCGCGUGUGUGCGACGGAGUGCACGUCACAGUGUGUGGCUCCGUGCGCGUGCGCAACCUGGACUUCCAUAAAACUGUACAUGUAAGAUACACCAUGAACCGGUGGAAGACCUAUACAGAUUUACAGACGACGUACGUGCAGGGCUCGUGCGACGGAUAUUCGGACCGGUUUCAGUUCGUGUUGUACGCGCCGGCCAUAUCGUCGGGUCAGCGGCUGGAGUUGGCCGUGCGCUUCCAGUGCAAGGGCCAGCAGUUCUGGGACAACAACAGCGGCGCGAACUACUGCUUCGACUGCCUGGCGCUGGGCUCGGCGGGCGCGCUGCCGAGCUCGGCGCCGGCGGGCCCGCUGCACCCCACCGUGGAUUGGCACCCGUCGUUCUACUGAGCGGGCGCGAGUGCGCGUGCGCGUGCGUCCGGUGCGCGCCCGGCCGGUCCGGGCGGCAAGUCCGAGCCUGCGUGGCGGUGCGCGCCCGCUCCGGCGGCGGCCGCCCUUCCCGUCCUCUUCCCGUGGGAACGAGAAGAAGCGCGGGCUCCCGAAUCUUGAGGCUUAACUUUGUAAAGCGUUUUUGUGAUAUAAAGUAGAAUAGUUGUAGAUAUUAUAUUUCGAAGAGUGAGCGACUCGUUCUCUCAGUGCCAUUUGCAAUAACGACAUUUUGAGUAAAUGUAUAUUUAAUCGAAUUAUUUUCGUUUCGUACUGUUACUUGAUAUCGUCCGGCGGGACAAUAACUAAUGUGAUCGGUACGUGACGGCGCGGUGGGACACGGCGGCAGGCAGAGCCGGGGGCAGAAGCAGUGGCGAGGGAGGAGUGAGGAACUGUUGCGCGGUCCGUGUCUUCCCUCCUUGUGUGUACAUAGAUCGAGAGAGAUGAAUUCUGAAUGAUAUUCAUAUUUUAAUACAUUUUUAUUAAACUAGGUAUUAGCCUUAUGUACUAGAUACUUAUACGUGAAGUUAAGAAUGAACAUCACCUAGUUAGUAUGAUUUAUCCACAUUAACAUGUUUAUGAAUGUAGAUGAUAUGCGUAGACUUAUAUUUUUAAACGUGGUGACACUGUAUCAUCUGUUAGAUAAAGGUUCAUAAAUGGUUAACGUAGAAACCAAAACGUCUGAGUGAUCAGGUAUUAAUCGAAAUAUUUGAUAACCCUUUCUAAUGUGUUAAGAUUUAUAAUUAUAUUAUUAUUACGAAUUAUAUAAAUGAACUGUUUUAUUAUAUCGAUGUUAUAAACUGGAUAAAAUAUUAUGUACAUUUUAUAUUUUUAUACUCACAAACGAAAACAUGACAUGUACUUCCUACAUAAGAACUGAUCUAAAUAGUAUCUAAUUGUUGAUUCGGUUUGGAGAUUUUAAACAUGAGACUAUUAGAAAUUAUGGAAUUAAAUUAUUAUUAUUUUUAAGCAAUAUUGUAAUAGUUAUUUAUUAGGCUCACUUUUUCUAUUUUGUAUGUACCUGAAUUCUUAAAAUGUGGCCAUAUUAAUGUUUUAAUAUAGCGCGGUAUCGCUGUCCUACUGAAAUAUUGUUAUUCUUAUUAUUGACUCUGUUUUACUGAAUAACUGUCCACAUAAUAAAUUAAUGUGCAUAAUUA